GCGUAAAACCUGUCUCUAGUUUAGACUUGAGUGUUUUGUUUACAAAUUACAAUCUAUAGAGAAAACAGCAGACGUCUCUAACAAGUAUGGAAAAUGGUAAACACCCUUCGCCUCUCCAACUCCAAUCACCACCACCACUGCGUCAAACGCCGCCAUGGAAGGUGGUGGCGGUGGCCGCAAUAGCCGUCGGGGUUCAGUUCGGCUGGGCUUUACAAUUCUCUCUCCUCACACCAUACGUGCAGCUUCUAGGCAUCCCACAUAAAUGGGCAUCCUACAUUUGGCUCUGCGGCCCCAUCUCCGGCAUGGUGGUGCAACCUCUCGCCGGCCACUACAGCGACCGCUGCACCUCCAAAUUCGGCCGCCGCCGCCCCUUCAUCGCAGCCGCCACCGCCCUCGUCACCGUCGCCGUCAUUCUCAUCGGCUUUGCCGCCGACCUCGGCCACCUCUCCGGCGACAGCCUCGACUCCGGCGCCGCCAAGCCCCGCGCCAUCACCAUCUUCGUGGUCGGAUUCUGGAUCCUGGACGUCGCCAACAACCUCCUCAUGGCCCCCUGCCGCGCCUUCCUCGCCGACCUCUCCGACGGCGACCAGCGCAAAACUCGAAACGCCAACGCCGCCUUCGCCUUCUUCACCGCCGUUGGCAACGUCCUAGGCUACGCCGCCGGAUCGUACUCGAACCUCCACCGCCUCUUCCCCUUCACCUCAACACAGGCCUGUGAUGUUUACUGUGCCAAUCUCAAGACCUGUUUCUUAAUCUCAAUCACUCUGUUACUCAUUCUAACCGUACUCGCAAUCAGCACUGUGCGUGAAGAUCCAAUUUCGAGGCUCUCGGUGCAGAAGAAGGAUGAAACGGUGCCGUUUCUGGGGUUUUUCGGGGAAUUAUUGAGUGCGUUGAAAGAGUUUUCGAAGCCCAUGUGGUACCUAUUGUUGGCAAUGAUGCUGACCUCGACUGCUUGGUUUGGGUUCGUGCUGUACGACACUGAUUGGGUGGGGAGAGAGGUGUAUGGUGGAGAGGUUGGAGGAAAGGUGUACGAUAGCGGAGUGAGAGCGGGGUCGUUGGGGCUGAUGCUGAACUCAGCGGUGGCGGGGGUAACGGCACUGGCGGUGAUGCUGGUGGCCCGUGGAGUCAAGGGAGGGAACCGGCUAUGGGGUUGCGGUAACCUUUUGUUGGCGGUAUGCUUGGCGAUGACGGUGUGGAUCACUAAAGUUGCAGAGUCGACACGGCGGAAAGCGGUGGCUAGUGGUGGUGGGACUACGCCGGCACGUGGUGUCAAGGCGGCAACUCUCUCUGUCUUUGCGGUUUUGGGGAUUCCAACUGCGAUGACUUCCACAAUUCCCUUUUCAUUGGGAUCCAUUUAUUGCAGCAGCUUUGGUGGAGGACAAGGUCUCUCUCUGGGAGUUUUGAAUGUUGCUGUAGUCCUACCCCAGGGAGAUGCAUGUAAGUUACCAAUCAUAUUCUCAUGAUGCAAGCGCAGCUUUGGUGUGGACUACUAUAAUGUCGUUAUUGUGUAGAAUAAUAUAAUAGUAAUAGAUUCUAUAAUAAACACAUUUUUUUUUAUUUUUUGCAGCUUGUCAGAAAAAUCAAUAAUAUGAAAUUUUAUAUCAAAUUUAAUAUAAAAUUUUGUUGAAAGUUGUUACGGCGCGCACCUUUAAAAAAGAUAUACAUACAUGACAAGAUUAAAUUGUUUUUGUAAUAAUUCAAAAUAUAUUUUUCACAAAAAAUUCAUUAUACUUUUUAUCGAAAUAAUUAUUAUAUGAUGCCGCUCAUAAUAAUAUCAUAAUAUUUAUAACGUAACAUUAAUAAUUUAUGAGUUUCACUUUAGAUAUCUCUCACCACUCACAUCUCAAUCAUCAUCGGAGAAUGAGUUUGAUUUUCCUAUUGAACAUAUAAAGAGAAACGGUAUACGUAAGCAUUUUUAGAUUGUAAUGAAAUCCUCAUCAUUCAAUUAGAGGCUUAAUCCUUAGGGCUAACAAACAUGAAAAAAUAAAAUAAAUUCAUAUAUAUAUUUAGACGGUGUUUGGAUAAAAAAUUUAAAGAAAAAUAUAUGGAGAAAAAGAAUUGAAAAAAAAAAACUUUUAUUUUAUUCAUUCUCUUUCUUUUUCCCUUUUUUCCACAAAUACUUCCUCAAAUUAUUAAUCCAAACACCGCAUUAUAUUCAUGCUUUGUUUCUUUUUUAUUUUUUCAUUUUUCUUUCCAACCAAACAGGAAGUGUUAUCAUCUCUUUUAUUUUUCAUUUUUUUUUAUGAUGAUUAAUGGUUGGACAAUUUAUUUUUCAGUGGAAUUUUUUAUUAAAUCCUCACAAAAUAAAUGUCAUUUAAAAAAAAAAAAAAAGGGUUUCAAGCACUUGUUAGUUAGA
Camellia sinensis is the source of this 2356-nucleotide messenger RNA. RefSeq names its product sucrose transport protein. Gene Ontology annotation, biological process: sucrose transport. Gene Ontology annotation, cellular component: plasma membrane; vacuole. Gene Ontology annotation, molecular function: sucrose:proton symporter activity. Lineage: Eukaryota; Viridiplantae; Streptophyta; Magnoliopsida; Ericales; Theaceae. The record is from RefSeq and is a predicted model, not a curated record.